UCUCUGCCACUGGUUCAGACCAUAAAGAGUUCAUAUCGCAGGCGUGUCCGGCCACGCCCACAGGCGCAGCUGACACGGCACCGUGGAGUCUCCAGGUGACAGCCCGACCUGUGAGCAGCACCGAGCUGUCACACUCCAGCUGUGACAGCUGCAGGAAGUUUACUGCGCAUGUGCGGUGUGUCCGGGAGCCGCUGAGAGGAUUUUACACCGAGCCGGACUCGCAGGGCUGACUCCGUGGAUCCGCUGAAACUCUGAAAGAACAACAGGAAAACACGUCCACCGUGACUCAUGCCGGCUGUGGCACCAACACGACACCUACCGGAGGACUGAAGGGGCAGGGCUGCCCUGCUGCUGUGCUUCAUGGAGCGUUCGUCGGAGCAGAGAGGCAGACGUGAGCGUCUGCAGGAACAGCGAGCUCCACCACAGAGACUCUGAUGAUGGACCUGUGAUGUCUCACCUGUGAUCAUGCAGACACACAGAAACAGGAGAGGACGUUUAGAGCACUUCCUGUACUGUAAGCACUCCAGGCUGAAUCAUCUGAAACAGGAAGUUCAAAGGUAUGGGCUGAAGAACCAGUACGUCUUCAGGGAAGACAUCCCUCCGUACCCCCGACCCGAGUUCCACGUGAACCGUGUCAAACACGACACGGAGCGACGGAGCUUAUGUUGCAUCAGGGUGGACGAGGGCUUCAGGGAUCCUCACAGUCGGGUCCUGGUGUGGUGGAGUCUGGCUGUGGGACCCGAGGAGAUCCAGGAGGCCGAGACGAGGCUGCUAGAGGAGACCUACCCAAACCGGACGGAGGAGCAGGCCGCGAGGCAGCGGAGCUUCCUGUGGAGGUUCGCCUCCUCUCCGGCCUUCAGCGAGAAGUCCAGGCUGGGCUCGUACCGCUUCACCUUCCCCCUGCAGGAGGUGCUGACCGCCUACAGCGAGCAGUUUUGCUCCGGAGCUUCGCCCAUAAUGAGGGUGUUCAAGACCUCGCUGUUCAAACAGGAAGUGCAGUACUCUGUGCUGGUCCACAGCCCGGCCAAUCAGCUGUUCUUCUCAAGGUUUCCUUUACUCCCUGAUGAUGACCCGGACGCCGUCUGCGCUUACAGAGACGGACGCUUCAUCUGGAGACCAGAGGCCAUGUGUGAGACACACAGUUAUGAGUUGAUCUGUAGACCUGAUGGAAACCAGAUGGACGCUCAGGAACUACCUGCACGACCUCCAUAUUACGUCUGGGAUCACGUCGCCAUCGCCCUGCAUGUGGCAAACGGACAGGUGCUGACGUUUAACGCUGACCGCCUGAGACAGAACCUCAGGUUCUGUUGGCCGGACAAAGUAACAGCCAGAAACGACGAGGAGGAGUUCGAUGAUUUCGAAGAUGCUACAAACUUGGUUAAAUGCCUGUGGCCAGGCUGGCGCCUCCCCCUGGAGGAGGAGCGCUCGCUCCUGCAGCGUUACACAGUGUCCGACAUCAGACUGGUUCUUGUUGGGAGGCCUGGAGUGGGUAAAAGCUCCACUGGGAACGCCAUCCUAGGAAGGCUUGCCUUCAGUCCAGGCGGUCCAUCCUCAGGGACGUCAUCGUGCUGCUGGCAGAGCGAGUGGGUGUUCGGCCACCAGGUGACCGUAGCCGACACUCCCGGUCUCUCAGAAACAUCAGAUGACGCCGUGAAGAGGGACAUCUCCACAUGUGUCAACAUGCUGAGGCCCCACGCUGUCCUGCUGGUCAUCAGGGUGGGGUCCUCCACCAUGGAGGAUCUAGCCGCCGUGAGGCAGGUGGAGGAGGUCUUUGGGAUGGACGUGUGGAGGUACACCAGGAUCCUCUGCACCUAUGCUAACCCAGCAGCUCCAGACAUCCAAAGGCAGCAGCGAGCGACGGGACCUGAGCUGCUUUUCAGAGUGGGCUACAGGUACCACGUCCUCAACAACAACCCGGACCACUGGGACGGUCAGCAGGUCUACGAUCUGGUGCAGGCCGUGGCGAGGAUGGUCAUGGCUAAAGGAGGGGAGGUCUACUCCAUCAGGAACACCGUCUGAGUGCUGGGUGAUGUUUUAAUGUUGUUUACACUGUUUACCCUCAGGUGAUGGAGUGUGGCGUACGAUAAAUGCACCAGAACACCCAGCACAGCGACACCUGCUGGCCUCAGUGAGGAGGUCACCUCCCAGUUUAGCUUCCAUGAUACAUCAUGGGAAGUCCCCCCCAUCCUGAUGUCAGCAGGUUUGGAAAUGCAGUUUGUUUGUAGCCGACUGCGAAUGUUUAAACUGUGAAUAUUUUGUGCAACGAUCCAAAAGCCUUUUAAAAAAUCCCAACAGUGCUGAUCUCACGAAGAUCAUUCAAGACACACGUGUGUCUGUGAGGGUUUGAAAAUGACAGGAAGCCAAUACAGGAGAAAUCUGCUCUCUCUUUCUAGUCCCUGUCAGGACUCUUGCUGCAGCAUUUUGGAUUAACUGAAGGCUUUCAGGGAGUUUUCAGGGAGUCUUUAGGACUUCCUGAUAAUAAUGAAUUACAGUGGUCGGCUGGUUAAACUCAAGAUCUCUUUAGCGCACCAUCCCACUACCGUCAAAGGAAUACAGAGAUUAUUUCCUGGAGUUUUUGUGCACCGACGUUUCCUGGACCCCGUGGAUUCCUGCCUCAUCCCCGUGGUCUGCCAGGAUGACGCGCCGCUCCUCCGUGACCCCUGUCCUCCUCGGCUCAACGUGCGCCGGGCGAACCUCCGCAAUCUGAGGCCGCUGUGUCGGACUCCCUGUGCCGCUGGGGCUUAUACCUCAUCCCCGGCUCCUGUCAGGAUUGGGCUGGUAAACGCCAGAUCGCUGGUGAACAAAUCUUUUAUUCUGAAUGAGUCAUUCAUCUCCUGGAAACUAGACUUCAUGUGUGUCACGGAGACUUGGCUUAAUACUGGUGAGUCCAGUACUUUAUCUGAACUUUUACCAGCGGGUUGUUCCUAUUUUAACACACCAAGGACAUCAGGGAGAGGAGGAGGUACGGCGGUUGUUUUUAAAAAGGAUUUUAAAUGUAAACAGUGUGUUUUACAGCCCUCGUUUUCCAGCUUUGAGCUCACGUGUUUUGAAGUUAAUCGCUCUAACUCUGUGCUCUUUGCUGUUAUUUAUCGUCCCCCUAAAUACAAUAAGAAUUUCAUAAAUGACUUUUCAGAAUUUCUAGCUGGGAUUAUGCCCAACUACGAUCAUGUUCUUAUUGUGGGAGAUUUUAAUAUCCAUGUCUGCUGCCCUGACAAACCUCUGGUGAAGGAAUUUUUAAGUCUCAUUGACUCUUUUAAUCUGGUCCAGUCCGUACCUGGUCCCACACAUGAACAUGGACACACACUAGACCUGGUCUUGUCACACAGUCUACCUGUGUCUAACGUGGAAGUGACUGACACUGCUUUCUCUGACCAUAUGGCUGUAUUAUUUGAUGCUGUGUUUUCACGCACUACAGUUCAAACCAGCGCUCCUAUUCGCCGCUGUCGGAUUAUUAACCCUUCCACUGCUGCCCAGUUCUCAACUGCUUUUGACCAGCUUUCUAUCCCCGCCGAUCGUACUCCCUUGGACACAGAGAACCUCAGCUCCUGGUUUCAAUAUUCUUGCCUUACUAUCCUGGACUCUGUGGCACCAUUAAAAACCAGGAAGCCCAAGGCUAAAACUGACCCUUGGUUUAAUGACGCCACUCGGGCUGUGAAGAGGGAGUGUCGUAGAGCUGAACGCAGAUGGAAGAGGGACAAACUGCAGGUGUCUCUUCAAAUCCUAAAGGACUGCUGGCGCCUCUAUCAGGAUACAGUCAAAGAGGCUAAAAGAAAAUAUUUCUCUAAGAUCAUUUCCUCCAACAGUCACAAUCCACGUGUGUUAUUUAAAUCUAUUGACUCAGUCUUAAAUGCUCCACAAAGUGGCUGUUUGGAGGCCUCUCAUAAACUGUCAAAUGAUUUUAUGUGUUUUUUCAUUGAGAAGGUUGCAACCACGCGGGCUCUCAUUUCUUCCCCUGAGUCUGACCCCUCUGUUUCGAUCCCUUGCUCUGCUGUUUUUAACCAGUUUGAGCCUGUGUCUCUUUCUUAUUUAGAGGAUGUGGUCGGCCAUCUGAGGCCCUCUGGUUCCCCAAAUGAUCCUGUCCCACCACAAUUUUUUAAGGAGAUUUUUCCUAGCAUAGGUCAGGCUGUUCUUACUGUUAUAAACAGCAGUUUAAUAUCUGGUGUAGUCCCUGCUAAUUUUAAGCAUGCGGUAGUACAACCCUUGCUUAAGAAACCUGCCCUGGACCACACUGUAUUGGCUAACUACAGACCUAUCUCCAAGUUGUCCUUUAUGUCUAAAAUCUUAGAGAAAAUUGUACAUUGCCAAUUGAUGGAUUUUUUAAAUGAGAAUGGUAUCCUGGAGGUCUUUCAAUCAGGUUUUAAAAACUUUCAUAGCACGGAGUCAGCACUCUUAAAGGUUUUUAAUGAUAUCCUCCUUACCUGUGACUCUGGUAAUCAUGUUGUUCUUGUCCUCCUUGACCUAACAGCUGCCUUUGACACUGUAGACCACAACAUUUUACUGUCUCGCUUGCACCAUCUUGCAGGCAUUCGUGGUACUGCUUUGAAAUGGUUUAGGUCUUAUCUUUGUGACAGAACUUUUAGUGUUAACUUUUUAGGGUAUGAGUCUUCCUCUGCCACUUUUCAGUCUGGGGUCCCGCAGGGCUCAAUUUUAGGGCCUCUGCUUUUUUCAUUAUACUUACAGCCCCUGGGAACCAUCCUCAGAAGGCAUGGAAUAUCCUUCCACUGCUAUGCUGACGACUGUCAGAUUUAUUUGCCUCUGAAGCAGAAAGAGGCCUUCUCUAUUAAGCCACUUCUAGCAUGUCUAGAAGACAUUAAAUCUUGGAUGUCCCUAAACUUUCUAAGGUGUAAUUCAAGCAAAACUGAGGUGAUUCUGUUUGGUCCUAGUGGACCUUGUGAACCCUCUGCUAUUGAUUUGGGACCCCUGGCAGAGUAUUUUAAAUCUGUUGUUACAAACCUGGGUUUUAAGAUGGACAGUGAUUUUAAAUUAGACAGUCAAAUUAGGGCUACUGUCAAGUCCAGUUUUUACCAUUUAAGGCGCUUGGCAAAGAUAAGACCUGUUUUAUCCAGGCAGCAUCUUGAAACGGUAAUCCAUGCUUUUAUUUCAUGUCGUCUAGAUUACUGUAAUGCUCUGUAUUGUGGAGUUAGUCAGCAUCUUCUCUCUCGUCUGCAGCUGGUCCAGAAUUCUGCUGCACGACUUUUAACCAAAACUCGUAAAAGAGAGCACAUAACUCCCAUCCUGGCUUCACUCCAUUGGCUGCCUGUAUAUCUUAGAGUUCAUUUUAAAAUUCUCAUGUUUGUGUUUAAAUGUUUAAACGGUCUUGCCCCAACUUACCUCUCUGAGCUUCUCCAUCCUUACUCACCCCCCAGGUCUCUCAGGUCAGCUGACAAGCUGCUCCUGGAGGUACCCAGGUCCAAGAGGAAGCUCAGAGGGGACAGGGCCUUCUCUAUUGCUGCUCCUAAUCUGUGGAACAGUCUGCCCCAGCACAUUAGAGAGGCCCCUUCACUGUCCACUUUUAAAACACAUCUUAAAACCCAUUUUUAUUCCUUGGCAUAUGACACAGUCUGACCCAAUUUUAUUGAUUUUAUUGUUUUGAUCUAAUGUGCUGAUUUUAUUGUUUUAAAUGUAAUUCUCAUCAUCAUUUUUUAUACUAUUUUAUUAUUGUCUUUGCUAUUUGUGCUAAUUUUAUUUAUUUUAA
Pelmatolapia mariae (spotted tilapia) is the source of this 5695-nucleotide messenger RNA. RefSeq lists its product as uncharacterized. Gene Ontology annotation, molecular function: GTP binding. The coding region runs from base 466 to 2019 and encodes 517 amino acids. The record is from RefSeq and is a predicted model, not a curated record. The transcript is spliced from 8 exons. NCBI's taxonomy places the organism in Eukaryota, Metazoa, Chordata, Actinopteri, Cichliformes, Cichlidae.